Messenger RNA from Xiphophorus couchianus (Monterrey platyfish), 1228 nucleotides. RefSeq names its product transmembrane protein 176B-like. NCBI's taxonomy places the organism in Eukaryota, Metazoa, Chordata, Actinopteri, Cyprinodontiformes, Poeciliidae. Gene Ontology annotation, cellular component: membrane. The record is from RefSeq and is a predicted model, not a curated record. Bases 170 to 913 code for a protein of 247 amino acids. The transcript is spliced from 8 exons.
CGCUUCCGGGACAGAUUGCUCAGUGGCGCAUGUUACCGAAUCUGAGAUUCUGUUCGCCAGAGUUUGCUUCCGGAUCUAACAGACGAAGUAAGACGAAGAGGAGGAGGAGAGUUAAACUGGAACUGAUCGUCGACUGUUUUACUAAAAGAAGCUUUCAGGACCAGGAAGGAUGUCUGUGACCAUGAGCAGGACCGACGGGGUCACCAUGUUCACUCUGACCUCUGACCCUGACAGCCGCUGGCCUCCGCUGUGCCAGAUCCUGAAGAGUCUUUGCUACAGCCCGGUGUGCUGCUCCGUGUCCCAGCAGCUGAGGACGGUCCUGAAGACGUCUCUGUCCGUCCUGGCGGCCGUCCACAUGAUGAUCGGGCUGCUGAACAUUGGCCUUGGCGUCAUCUACCAUCUGUCCUACUCUGCUCCUUACUUUUACUGGUUUACUUGUUUUCCCUACUGGAUGGGAUCUCUGUUCAUUGUGUUUGGCAUCAUGUGCAUUUUAUCUGAGAAGUAUCCAAGUCCAUGUCUGAUCAUCCUCAAUGUGUUUGUCAACCUGGCUGGUGCUGCUCUUGCCAUUGCUGCCAUCGUGCUCUACAGUGUGUCGGAGGGAAAUGUGUAUGUGUGGCUUUCCUGUGAUGACAGGCAGUACUACUACUACAGACGCACCACGCCAAGCCCAUCCGCUGAUGCUGCUUACUUUAAGGAGAAGUGCUUGGAGGGCAAAGCAAUGAUUCAGAUGCUUCUGAGGAGCAUCCUUGGGGUUCUGAUUGUCCUGUCGGUGGUGGAGCUCUGCGUCGCCAUCAGCUCCGCCGUGUUGGGGAUCAAAGCUCUGAGACGCACAGGCAAACAAAACAAGGCCUCUGAUGAGUCGGAGUAUUUCAAGCCGCUGCUGGAGGAAGUCACCACCGAGCCUGCAGUCUGAACGUCUUUCACUUCCUGUAAAGAUUAAUCCUACACUUUCAUCCCACGUAAAGGGUUAAAAUCUAUAUUAAUCAUUCACUUAUAAGCAGCUCAUGGUUUUUUAAAAAUACAACUUAUGCUUUUUCUAUUGUCUCCUGCACUUUUGUAUUAAAUGUCAAAUCAUUUUACUUUGAUUUUCCUGAUCAGUAAGAUGUUUUUUGUUCUUUUUUUAUUCUGAAAUCAGGAAAUAUUCAAUCAUGUACUGCAGGUGAUUUUUGUUGUUGUUGUAAUUGCAGAUUUCCACCACUAAAUAUGAAAAUAAAUGCAUGAAAAUGAU